Lepisosteus oculatus (spotted gar) is the source of this 2774-nucleotide messenger RNA. The record is from RefSeq and is a predicted model, not a curated record. NCBI's taxonomy places the organism in Eukaryota, Metazoa, Chordata, Actinopteri, Semionotiformes, Lepisosteidae.
CUGGCUCAGCCCAGCAGAAGCCUUUCGCAGCCUCGUUCCCUUGCUGACAGAGGGGUAUGGCGUGUGCCUGGCUGACUGGUGGCACGGCCAGGGGCCAGGGGCCAGGGGCCAGGCUGAGGCUGGAUGUGUCUGAUGUGUGAAACAGUCAGAAACAGCAUCGCAGGCGCGAGGAAGACAGACAACAACCAGGAGCACUGCGCACAGCUGAGAUGCAGAGGAGUCUGAUGUUGAAAACAGAAGGCCUGGACUCUCUCACGCUGGAUAGAGGGCUGGUUGUGUUUAAGCUCCUGUCUCACCACCUCGCCGAUCUCACUACAGAAGACUUCAAGCGCUUCAGACAUGAGCUGCGUUACAGCAAGCAGGAUGAGCACAGGAUCUCCUGGUUGGAGCUGGAAAAUGCUGACCGCACUGACACAGCUCACCUCAUGGCCGAGCGUUUCAGCUCCCAGGCCGUGGAGGUGGCGCUGGAUGUCCUGAAGUCCAUCAACUGCGCCUCCACAGCACACAGCCUGCGGACAGAAUGGGAGAAGGUUACAGGUUAUGAUGCAGGACACUCCCCUCCAAAAAGAAGGUUGAUAGACUACCAGUCCGAGUACAAGGAGGCGGUGCAGCAGAAGCACGGGAAGGUGGAGCCGUAUGAAGCAUCACCCUGGGAGGAGCACGGCCUCUCCUCCUCCUACAUCAGGCUGCACCUCCAGACGAAGGGCGGGGCCGGAGACCUGGCCGGCCGGCGGAGGCAGCUGGUGAGGCAGCGGACCACGGACAGAGACUGCGAGGACCUGGAGACGCUGCUGGACUCCGGCAGGCCCCAGGUCCUGGCGCUGCUGGGCCCGGCGGGGAUGGGCAAGAGCUACACGGCGAAGAAAGUCAUGCUGGACUGGGCUGCACCAGGCAAGCACUACAGCGCGUUCGACUACAUCUUCCUCCUGGACUGCCAGAAGCUCAGCCGCCGGGCACAGGACGCCAGCCUGGCGCAGCUGGUCUGCGAGGAGUGCGCCGCCCUGAGGCCUGUGCUGCAGAGCGUCUUUGAAUCCAGGGUUCUUAUUGUGAUGGAUGGCUUGGACUUUGUGGAGUUUGCCACCGGAGAAGUUCCCGAGAUGGAUGCGUUCUCUAAGAAACCGAUAUCAGUGCUUCUCCAGGGGCUCCUGCAGAAGAGGCUCCUGAGCAGCGGUCAGCACUACUCACUGCUGGUCACCAUCCGCCCCGCCAUCGCAGACCAGCUCAAGAAGUGCGCCAGGGUGGACCAGUGGGUGGAGAUACUGGGCUUUUCCGAAGAAAACCUGCAGGAAUACUUCCAGCACCAGGGCCUGGCUGCCCAGGCCUGCGAGGAGGUGCGGAGCAACGAGAGCCUGCUGAGCUUGUGCGCAGUGCCGCUCACAUGCUGGGUGGUCUGCACACUCCUGAAGCAGCAAGGAGAGGGGGGGGAGGGGCUCCUGGGCGCCCCCACUUAUUCCAUCACCUGCGUCUUCAUCAGCUACAUCUACAUCAUCCUGAAGCACCACCACAGCUCCUCCAGCCCCGAGGAGGCCGCCGGCGCCCUCCGCUCGCUCAGCCGGCUCGCCAAGGAUGGCCUGGCUCGCAGGAAGAGGGAAUUCGACGUGAAGGACGUCGAGGCAGAGUUUGGGGGCGUCCACAGGGUCCCCACCAGCUUCCUCAAUAAAUGCGGGUACCGGUGUGGGGUGAGAAGAGUGGAGGUGUACUCCUUCACCCACCCAGCCCUCCAGGAGGUGCUGGCCGCCCUCUUCUACGCCAGCGAUGCCUCUACCGGCCCGCUGAACGGGUUCCUGUCCGCCUCUCUCCAGCCGGGCCACGCACACCAGCGGGACAUGGUCCAGUACCUGUUUGGGCUCUGCCACCCACACAACUGGGCCCUGCUCGCGCCGUUCCACCUGGCAAGCUCCGCGUCUUUGACCCCCAGGCUGAAGAACUGGAUGAAAGAAGCAGUCACCCUCACAAACAGGAACCCCGAAGAUACGUACUUCCUGCUGGACCUGCUGCUGUGCCUGUACGAGUUCCAGGAGGAGGCCUUUACCACGCAGACCGUGGGAGCCCUGCAGGAGGUCCGUCUGCAGUGUGUCUUCCUGAAGAAGCGCGACUUCCUGGCUCUGCGCUACUGUCUCCAGCACUGCCAGGCCUCCCAGCUGCCCCGCCUGCUGCUGCACUUCUGCAACCUCAGGAGCAAGGAGGCCAAGAAACUGCUCCCCCUGCUGGACAAGACUAAAGACUUCAGUAUCCAGAUGUCAGAGCUAAGCCAAGAAUCCAUGAGCUACCUGAGUAAGGAGAUCGCAACAAAGCACAAGCUGAGAGAUGUGUGGUUGCGCAUGGCUCAAGACAGUGACGCCCUGGACCUGACCUGCUCCACCUGGAAGUCUUGCAAUAACUCGCUGAGGAUCGAGGGCAUUCCCAGGGCCCAGACCUGCCUGCGCUGGUUCCUACAGGACUGUGGGUUCGGCCUCAGGGAGCUGUACUUCCAUGACCAGAAGGAGGAGGAGGAGGUGCAGGGGAUGUUGGAAGUCUUGAAGGAGACGGACUGUCAGCUCCAGUGUCUCAGUGUGAAGCGCUGCUGUCUCUCGGAGCGCAGUGUUCGAGCCCUGCUGGCCCUGCUGGAGAGCAGACCUGCCAUCACCACCCUGGACCUGGAGGGGAGCAGACUGGGACAGGAGCAGCAGAAACUGUUUUUGGACGAGCUGGGAGCCAUGGGAGGGGCUGGCCUGCAGUCGCUGGGGCUGCUGGACACCGGCUUGACAGCCGCCAGUGUCCCCGCCGUCUGCUCC